This is a messenger RNA of Paraphaeosphaeria sporulosa, 1009 nucleotides long. RefSeq lists its product as uncharacterized. The record is from RefSeq and is a predicted model, not a curated record. The transcript has 4 exons. Lineage: Eukaryota; Fungi; Ascomycota; Dothideomycetes; Pleosporales; Didymosphaeriaceae. Bases 236 to 1009 code for a protein of 257 amino acids.
GGUACAACUAUGCGUCAGCGCCCCAGCGCCGUCGAGCAUAUCUGCAGUUUUGCUACGGUCAUGAUCGGACGGGUAGAUGCCCCGCAAGUGGAGGCUUUGCAAGCGUGUAAUCUUGGACGGUGACCAUGCUGUAUGGUCACUCAGAUCUCCCAGCCGACCUAGCUUGUCUUUGUGGUAUUCAAGGGCGCUCACAACAUCAUCGAACGACGAAGGGCGCUGAGGCGGGCGCUUCCUCAUGCUCAAUCACGGCGGCUACGAUAGAGACCUGGUCGACGAAGUUUCGCUCGGAGCAUACUUGAUCACUGAUGGGGCCAAUCGACGCUACGGUAACGUAACCGGAAAUGGGCACGACCACGCCACAACCCCGCGCAAGCCCACACGCAUUGGGCUUACCACAGCUACAGUCAUAACGCCAGGCGGGGCCAAGACUUCCGGAACGCCCGCCGAGGUCAAUAUCGUCACCGAGGCUGACACAAAGUCUGCUACUGAACCUGCUCCCGAGGCUGUCGCUGCCAUCCGCGAUGCCAAGGCGCACCUAGCAUCCAUCGCAAUCAGCGGCCGGCGAAUCGUUGCCAUGAUCGAAGCGAUGGAAAGCAGUGAAGUGUCCCCCGAGUCCGGAGAUUUCAGUGCUCACGACGUCACCUGGAACAUGGAGCCACCGAUUACGACUGCGCCAUUGGAUUCAAUCCCAUCCGGAAGGUCGCAGUUUUCCACGGCGCUCCCUCAUGGCGACGAGUCUGACAUCCUCGCCUGCACUCUGACCGAUUUCGUCCAGAUCACCAUCGCCAACUUCACCAGCACACAGAUCCGCGUUCACGAAGCCGAGAUCAGCGUCCCUUCCGAUCCUCAGCAGAACAGCUCCACCGUCAUCAAUUUCGCCAGGCUCCAGUGUAUCAACAACUCCGAGUUUUGCGGAGAGGGCCCCAAGGUGGAAGAGAACUGGCUCAACAUAUUGGCGUACAUGUGCGUUCUUCCUUACCCUCCGCCCAAGGAGAAAGGGCUCGCCUGA